This is a messenger RNA of Trichomycterus rosablanca, 1866 nucleotides long. RefSeq names its product aconitate decarboxylase 1 (gene acod1). Gene Ontology annotation, molecular function: aconitate decarboxylase activity. Gene Ontology annotation, biological process: defense response. The record is from RefSeq and is a predicted model, not a curated record. NCBI's taxonomy places the organism in Eukaryota, Metazoa, Chordata, Actinopteri, Siluriformes, Trichomycteridae. Gene Ontology annotation, cellular component: mitochondrion. The transcript is spliced from 6 exons. The coding region runs from base 1 to 1404 and encodes 467 amino acids.
AUGAUACGAAAGAGUGUUACAGAGAGCUUUGCUACAGCCAUAUCCUCUUUAAAUGCAGCUCAUCUAACAGAUGGAGUUAUCAGAAGAAGUAAGAGAAUGAUGCUGGAUACACUGGGAGUUGGAUUGCUUGGAACCAACACCCCAGUUUUUAACCUGGCUUUCCAAUACAGCAAGAGGUACCAGGCACAUGAGAAAAGCAGUGUGUGGGGAACGGCUGGUUCAUUUUUACCACCUGAGCAUGCUGCGUUUGUCAAUGGAAUUGCAGUACACUCCAUGGAUUUUGAUGACACCUGGCAUCCUGCCACUCACCCCUCGGGAGCCGUGCUGCCUGCUCUUCUUGCUUUGGCCGAGUCUAUGCCUUCUAAACCAUCAGGCAUGGACCUCCUCCUGGCUUUUAAUGUAGGACUUGAAGUUCAGGGAAGACUGAUGAGGUUUUCAAAGGAGGCUCAUAACAUUCCCAAAAGAUUUCAUCCACCUACAGUUGUUGGAGUAAUGGGCAGUGCAGCUGCCACAGCUAAACUCUUGGGCCUGACCCCAGCACAGACCAUUGCUUGUCUUGCUAUUGCAUGUUCAUCUGCAGGUGCACCUAUGGCAAAUGCUGCAACUCAGACUAAGCCACUCCAUUUGGGGAAUGCUGCAAGGCGAGGUCUGGAGGCGUCUCUGCUUGCCUCUCUCGGACUUGAAGGCAAUAAAAACAUUCUAGACCUUGAGUCUGGCUUUAGAGUUUUCUACCAAGACUAUGUUCCAUGUCAUUUGGCAGAAGUCUCCUCAGAUAAAUACUACAGGUGGGUGUUGGAAGACCAAGAUAUAGCAUUCAAGCGCUUUCCUGCUCAUCUCGGCAUGCACUGGGUAGCGGAUGCAGCAGCAAAGGUGAGGAGCAAAAUUCUGGCCAAAAAUGCAGAUACGGAACUUGGCCAAAUUAAGAGGAUCGUACUGAGGGUGCCUUCAUCUAGAUACAUAGACUGUCCACUGCCAGAGACGGAACACCAGGCCAGACACUCGUUUCAGUUUAAUUGUUGCUCUACACUGCUUGAUGGUGAGGUCACUGUUGACUCAUUUAGCAGCAAACUAAUGGAGAGGAAAUCCCUGAAGGAGUUACUGCUUAAAGUCCAUUUGGAAACUCCAAAAGACAAUCAGGCAUGCUUCGAUACAAUGUAUUGUGAAGUUGUGGCGGAGAUGAUUAAUGGACAGAAACACACAGCUCGCUGUAACACUUUUUAUGGUCACUGGAGGAAACCUCUCAGUCAAGAGCAUUUGUUACAGAAGUUCAAGACCAAUGCAUCAACUGUGCUGACCACAGAUGCUGUAAACAGCAUCAUCCAAAUCGUUGAUAACCUGGAAAAGGUCCCUGAUUGUUCUCUUCUUGGAUCAUAUAUCACUGUCACCUCACAGCAAGAGGUUUGAUUCCAAGGCAUGUUCUUCCCCUGUCUAUGUGGGUUCUCUCCUGGUGCUGCGGUUUCCGCCCAUAAGUGCAAAGACAUGCAUUCAGGUCAACACGAACUAAAAUUGCCCUAAGUGUUUGUGUGAGUGUGCGUUUGACCUGUAGUGGGCUGGUGACCUGUCCUGGGUGUUUCCCACCUGAAUCAUUAUAUCCAAUGACACAACAUAAGCAAAUUUAGUUGGUCAAGUUGGUAGCUGGAGGGAGCAGGGGAGAUCAACAGUAACUGUUGGGAUGUUUAACAGUGGGGUGUUUAAAGAAAAAAGAAAGAAAGUAGGUAUUUAGUCAUCAAAUUAUCAAUCAAGGUUGUUGUAAAGUAGUUCAAAAGUAUAAAUAUUGUACACACAAUUAUAUGUACAUUGGUAAUUUAAAAUGAAUAUGUAAUUUUUUUUCUAUAAGCAUUUUGAAUAAUUUCUGAGUGAUAACUA